ACUUUGAUGAAAACCGAGCCAUAUUGCCUAUGCUUGCAAUAUGAUUGCCUAUGCUUGCAAUAUGAUUGCCUAUUGCAAUAUGAACACCAUAUAAAGUGAAGUUGUGAGAUAUUGAAUGAAUUUGUGAGUGCGUGUCAUAGUUGAUGGGCAAUAGUCGGGCAAUAGGACUCGUGUUUUAAAAAGUACCCACAAAAUCGAGCUUGAGAUACAAUAUGGGUAAGAUCAUGACAUCUUAAGAAGGAGCUACAACAGCCACGCUCAGCUGUGAAGAUGUCAGACCAUGAACCUGUCCAAGAGGAGGAUAGUAGGCCACCUGAUGAUGCGGACCUGCCACCACCGAGUGACGACCCUCCUCCAGCAGAAGCUGCUGCACCUGCCACAGAAGGAGACCCCCCUUCUCCCCACUCUGACCAACCACCUGAUGAUGGUGCUAUCUCCAGCUCACAUACAGAGGCCUUGUCAGCACCUGAUGCAGCUCUGAUGCCCAGCGACGCUCCGGCUGAUGUUCCAGGAAAUGGGACAGGAACUGGACAAGGGACAGUUGGAGGAGACACUGAUCCCAGCACUGCUGAAGGAGGACCCGAUGAUUCCGUCCCACCGUCAGGUGAAACAGGGACUGGGGAGGCAGUGAUGUCAGAGGGGACAGAGGCCAGUCCACAGGCGGAGGCAGCGGAGGAGAUGUCUGGCGCUGACGGGGAGUUCGGACCUCUGAAUCCAGACGGUCUGGUAGCCACACCGUCCACCUCUCUGCGUCCGACGCCCAGCGAGGCGCUGCGGCCGGCGGCGCCCCCACCGAGCGAGCUCCAGUUGGAGCCGUCACAGGGUCCCGGCUCCGGAGACCGGCUCUACUGGGAGGAGCGGCUGGCCGCGCUCAGCGAGGACCGGGACGGUGAUGACCUUCCCGCACUACCGUUCGAUGGUCUCGGGACCACCGCUCAGCCGACCGGACCGCCGGUGGUGGCGGCAGCCGCUCCGCCGGGACGGAGAUCGGUGUCUCCCUACCCGCUGUACGAGCCGCCCGAGGGCACUGUCACCGACGAUGGCAGUGAGCUGUCGGGCCAAUUCAGCUAUGACGAUAUGACGCCGCGCAGUGUACCCUACCCUCGAUACCGAGCCAUGUCUCCCGGCGGGGACGCCGCCCCAGCCGGGGACGGGGAAAACGACGGGUCCAUCCCCGCGGCCCCCACCAGUGACCGGGACAGCCAGCCGGCCACCGAGCCGGCCGGAGCCGAGUCGACCGGCGGUGACUCUCGGCGCUCCUUGUCAGCCGGCGGAGCGGGACGCGGCAGCGGACGGCCCGAGAAGCCGCUCCUUCCGCCCGACCACCCGCUGAUGGAGAGAUUCCAGAGGGCGCUGGCCGCUCUGCUGAGGAAGCAGAUCGGGAAGCUGGACCUAGACCUGGUGGAGCUGCGGAAGGAGCAGCGCUCCCGCACGAAACACCGCGAGUCGUGCGGCGUGCAGCUGUACGAGCGGCAACUGCAGCUGGCCAGACAGCAGGAGCAGCAGCUGCAGCUGCAGCAGCGGCUCUCGGAGGCCGCCGAGGCGCGGGCAGCUGCUGAACAGACGCUCACCGCCGUCCGACAGAGACAUGGCGAGAUUGGGAAUCGUCUGGAGGCCGAUAGGGAGAGGGAGCGGGAGCUGCGUGCCGAUGUGUCUGCUCUGGAGAAGAACGAAUACCACCUGAAAUCACUGGAGGCGGACGCCGACACGGAGCUGCAGCUUCGACAGAAAAUGGCCGAGAGGGCCGAGGCAGAGAUGUCUCAGUUGGAGCAGGACAAGCAGAGACAGGAUUACCUGAUUGCUCGUCUGUCAUCGGAUGCCGACCGUCUGCGCACGGCCAUCCGUCUGAACCAGGUGCAGACGGGCGCUCAGACUGAGGAGGCCAACCUGGCCAGACAGGUGCUGGCAGAGGCGCAGCUUGAACUCGAGACGCUCGUGAUGGAGCGUCGUCACCUGACGAUGACGUGGACCAACAGUCUGAACCGGAUGCAGAAACGGGACGAGGAGUACUCGCAGCUACAGAGCGACGCCAGUAAGCUGUCUGCCGACCUGCACACCAUCGACGGAGAGAUAUCGGGAUACAUGCGCUCCAUCGCGCAGGCGCAGGAGGACAACGAACAGCUCAUGAUGCAGCGCAAACGACUCCAGGCCGAGAGGGACAAAUUCAAACGUGCGUACGACCAUACUAUGUCCAAGUUUGACGAACACAAGACCGAGUACGCCAAGUUCCGUCACAUCCUGGGAGACACAGAAGACAAGCUCUACCAGUGUCAGACGGAUCAGCGGCAUGUGGAGCGUCGUAUGAAGCACCUGCAAGCCGACAUGGAGCGGGUGACGGACCUGAAGCGGCAGGUGGAGGACAAAAUCCUGGAGACGAUGCAGGAGCGGCUGACGGCAGACAGUGCCGGGAAGUACACGGCCAAAAUCGUGCACAAGACCAGGGAGGUCACCAAAUAUAUGGAGGGUCAGGUCGCUGACGUGGAGAACAACAUCGCCCGCCUGCUGCUGUCCGUCUCCAACGCCUCCACGGCGGUCAGCUACAUGAACACGGUGCUGGAGCAGCUGCUGGCAGAGGUCCGGCUGGCCGAGGAGAACCUCAACCGGUACCAGCAGGAGGUCCACCGCGGCAACGCCGUGAUCCAGCACAAGCAGAACAAAGUGCAGGAGCUCAACGCACGGCUGGGACAGCUGAUCGCGGCGGCUGGGGGCCAGGAGCUGGGUCCUUUAGAGAUCAUGAUCGCCUCGCUGCACAAGGGAAUUGACCAGCUGCAGCAGCAGGUGGACGGCGUUCAGCAGUACUACAUCCGUCUACAGAAUGACCUCGUGUUCUCAACGCAGGAGCGCGACCAGCUACAACACGUGGUGCACACUAGAAAAAAAGAGCUACUGAUCAUGGAGCAGCGUAAGUUGCGCGUGGAACGCUCCAUUGAGACGGAGAGCAGCUCGCUACACGCUGUGGAUCUCAAUGUAAAGCAGCUGCGCCAGGCAGUGUGUCAUCUGAACGUGCGGCUGGCAGGUGAGACGCGCCUUCACCACCAGCUGGCGGCCAAUACGUCCGUCAUGGAGUACGAGCUCUGCCACCAGCUCCGGGAGACGGAGACGGAGUGUGUCCAGGUGCGCGGUCAGAUCUCGGAGAAGGAGCAGCGCCGCGCCACGCUGAUAGCCCGGAUGGCGGACGCCGGUGGCACAGAGCUGCUCUGGGAGCAGAAGAUCGCCCUGCUCAAACAGGCCAAAGAGAAGCUGAGAGGCGAAACGGGCUGUGCGGCCGAGGUGCAAGCCAUGAGGCUGGAGAUUCACAGGAUGCAGGUGCGGUACGGCCAGCUGCUGCGGGACCAGGAGCGUCUGAUGACAGAGAUGGAGCGGGCCGUCGACCGGCGCGGCACCAUCGCGCUGCGGGCAGAGAACGCCGAUCGACGCGGGCGCCAGAAGGCCGUCAACUUCUUCCAGCGACAGAAGAAGCUGGAGGAUCUCAGACGGAGGUUCAAGCACGCCAGACGGGACGCUUCCCACCUGGCCGGUGAGAUCCAGCGAGCGGAGCGGCACCUGGAGAACUUGACCUCUGAGGCGGUACCGGGCCGGCGGGCGGCCGUCAGUGGACUGCAGCAGCUGCUGGAGAGGCUGCGGGAGGGCCUCCAACACCGCGCCGCGCUCCGCGGACAGAACCUAGGCCGUAUCGUUCUGAAGCAGCAGAGCUCGCGAUACUACCAGAGCGUACUGGACGGCACCUACAGCCCGCACCUGAGGUCCCGCACCAAACUGCAGCUGGAGCUGGAAGGAGUCGACGAGAAACAUAACAGUGUGCGACUGCUGGUGCUGCAGCUACUGAGGGAUCGACCUCAGCUGCAGGAGAGGCUCGCCUUCGUCAGGGACUUGCUGAAGCUGUAGGCGGUGCCGACCAUCUUCUCAGGCUGUGGGCAGUUGCCGAGGUUGGUAGGGGAGACGAUUGAGAAGACGGUGCCGAAAACAGUGAUUAAACGACGAGGACUGGGAUAUGAGGGCAAACGAGAGUGACGAUGAAGGUGACAAAGAUCUUCUCGAGCUGAAGGAGAUGCGGAAGACUGUGGUGAUAGCGGUGAUAGAAAAUAUGAGGACUGGUUGGGGGUGGGGACACUGGACAGAGAUGGUGGCGAACUGUCCUCGAUGUUGAUGAUUGCUCAAACUGUAGAGGCUGGUGGAGAGAAAAAGGAUAUGAUGGGGCGGAGAUUAAAUGAGUAAGGAACUUCUAAGAAGUUAACUAAGCGAGCUGUGUGGUGGUAGAUGUCUGACAGUAAGAUUGACAUGAUGGCACCGAUGGAUUCCAUUAUGGGUACGACUGGUACGAGCGUCGUAACGAGUGUGCUGUUCUUAUUCCAAAAUUAGCAGUGCAGCCAGUCUAAUGAUGCGUCCUCUGCAUUGCUGAUGUAUUUCCCACCAAGUGGUAUCUAACGCUAAGCCAGACGGUUGCGGGCUGAUCCCACUGGCGUGAGAUCUCAAGAGCUACAGUUGUCAGUUUGCGCUGAUUGAAUGCUGCUUGUUUAACAAUAGAUCUCCAUGAUUUA
Molecule: messenger RNA, 4538 nt
Organism: Amphibalanus amphitrite
Lineage: Eukaryota; Metazoa; Arthropoda; Thecostraca; Balanomorpha; Balanidae
Gene: l(2)41Ab
Product: coiled-coil domain-containing protein 40-like
Exons: 1
Coding region: 271-3885 (1204 amino acids)
Biological process (GO): axoneme assembly
Cellular component (GO): cytoplasm
Source: RefSeq, a predicted model, not a curated record